AUGAGACGAAAAGCAAAACUCGUACCUUGUUUGCUUCAAAUAUUCGCCUGCUAUGUUCUAACCGAGUGCAUUAAUGCGGAAAACAUCACGGUUGCGGUGUUGCUCCCGGACAAUAUUAAAUACCCGUGGGCAUCGCCGAGGGUCCUGCCCGCGAUUCGCAUGGCCAGAGAGAACAUCAUGAAGAGCGGACUUCUAGGAGCGCAUUCCAUCAACGUGUUAAACUUCAGCGUGGAGGACUCCACCGGAUCCUGUUCGGAAAACAAAGCACAGAUCAUCGCAGUGGAUACCAAACUGUACCACCAGCCGGACGCUUUUAUCGGACCCGGCUGCGUGUACGCGGUCGCGUCCGUGGGAAGAUUCGCGUCCCACUGGAAACUGCCGCUGAUCACCGCCGGUGGUCUGGCGUUCGGCUUCGAUAACACCGAAGAGUUCCGAACUAUUUUCCGAACCGGUCCGACCACCACCAAACUGGGAGAUUUCGUUAACGCGCUUCAUUCCCAGUUUAACUGGACUCGCCGAGCGCUCAUGAUCUUCCACGAUUUGAAGCAGGACGAUCGGCCGCAUUUCUUUCUAUCCGAGGGUAUUUACCUCAACCUAAGGGAGGAGAACAUGACCCUGAACGCCUUUCCCUAUGGAGAAGAUCAUUCCAAUUAUAAAAGCAUUGUCACCUUUAUGAAGGAGAAUGGCAGAAUUGUGUACAUCUGUGGACCUCUUCAGACAUUCUUUCAAAUCAUGCAAGUGUUUGAGGAGGAGGUGAAGAAUCCAGAAGACUAUGCCAUCUUCUACCUGGAUGCAUUUGGUGAAAGUCUCAUUGAUGAUGCCCACCGACUCUGGCAGAGCUCAGAUAUCCAGUGGAAAGAUCCUAUCAAGCUAUUUCAGUCUGUAUUUGUUAUAACGUACCGAGAGCCAGAUAAUCCUGAGUAUGCAGCUUUCCGAACAGAGCUUCACAAGCGAACGACACAAGAUUUUAAUGUCCAUUUGGAACCUUCAUUGAUGGAUUUUAUUGCUGGCUGUUUCCAUGAUGGCUUUAUACUGUACGCGAAGGCUUUGAGUGAAGCUUUAGCAGACGGAGUCUCUCAGAACGAUGGCAUCGGUGUUAUUUCAAGGAUGCAGAACCGUAGGAUUUGGGGAGUUACAGGUCUUGUUAGUACAGACAGAAACAGAGCCAGGUACACAGACUUCAGCCUCUGGGCCAUGAGCAGCCUGGAAACUGGACGAUACGCGGUUGUUGGUGACUACAAUGGAACCAACAGGGAAAUUGUGUGGUCAGCAACAGAGAGGAUUCAUUGGCCCAAGGGCUUUCCACCCAUUGAUGACCCCCGAUGUCUGGUGUCAUGUGAAGAUCCGAUUGAUGUCCUUGGAAUCGUUGCUGUGGGGUCUGGUCUGGCUCUAAUAAUCUUUGGAUUCUCAAGUUUUCUCAUAUACAGGAAGCUGAAGCUGGAGAAAGAGUUGGCUGGAAUGCUGUGGCGGAUUAGAUGGGAGGAGCUGCAGUUCGAAAGCCCCAACAAAUACCACAAGCGAGCUGGGAGCCGUCUCACUCUGUCCCAGAGGGGCUCCAGCUAUGGGUCCUUGAUCACCGCACAUGGAAAACAUCAGCUGUUUGCAAAAACAGGCUAUUUUAAGGGCAACCUGGUAGCAAUCAAACAUGUGCACAAGAGGAUUGAGCUGACCAGACAAGUGCUGUUUGAACUCAAGCAUAUGAGAGACGUUCAGUUCAACCACCUGACAAGGUUUGUCGGUGCCUGUAUUGAUCCACCGAAUACUUGCAUUGUGACUGAGUAUUGUCCCAGAGGUAGUCUUCAGGACAUUCUGGAAAACGAGAGUAUCAAUCUAGACUGGAUGUUCCGUUUCUCACUGAUGAACGACAUUGUCAAGGGAAUGAACUACCUGCACAACAGCUACAUUGGAUCCCAUGGAAAUCUGAAAUCAUCAAACUGUGUGGUGGACAGUCGCUUUGUGCUGAAAAUAACAGAUUAUGGUCUGGCAAGCUUUCGGUCCUCAUAUGAAAAUGAAGACUGUCAUGAACUUUAUGCAAGAAAGCUGUGGACCGCUCCAGAGAUGCUGAUAUAUGACAGGCCUCCACCGCAGGGAACCCCGCGGGGAGACGUGUACAGUUUUGGGAUCAUCUUGCAGGAGAUAGCUUUGAGGAAUGGACCGUUCUAUGUGGAAGGCAUGGAUCUGAGUCCAAAAGAGAUAAUCCAGAAGGUACGGAACGGCCAGAAACCCUAUUUUCGACCAACGACAGAUAACACGUGCCACUGUGAGGAGCUGACCACCCUGAUGGAAAACUGCUGGGCUGAGGACCCCACGGAACGCCCUGACUUCAGCCACAUCAAGAUCUUUAUUAGUAAGCUCAACAAAGAAGGGAGCACCAGCAUCCUUAAUAACUUGCUGUCCAGAAUGGAGCAGUAUGCCAACAACCUGGAGAAACUGGUGGAAGAGCGAACCCAGGCCUACUUAGAGGAAAAACGUAGAGCGGAAAAUCUUCUUUAUCAAAUCUUGCCACACUCAGUAGCAGAGCAGCUUAAAAGAGGAGAAACAGUGCAGGCAGAGGCCUUUGACAGCGUCACUAUUUAUUUCAGUGAUAUAGUUGGCUUCACUUCAAUGUCGGCUGAAAGCACACCAUUACAGGUUGUAACAUUGCUGAAUGACCUCUACACAUGCUUUGAUGCCAUCAUUGAUAAUUUCGAUGUUUAUAAGGUGGAGACCAUCGGUGAUGCGUAUAUGGUGGUGUCAGGUCUCCCGGUGCGCAACGGCAAACUCCACACUCGAGAAAUCGCAGGGAUGUCAUUGGCUUUACUGGAACAGGUUAAAAGCUUUAAGAUCAGACACAGACCGAAUGACCAGCUGUGGUUACGUAUAGGAAUCCAUACGGGGCCUGUCUGUGCUGGUGUGGUGGGACUUAAGAUGCCCAGGUAUUGUCUGUUUGGAGAUACAGUUAACACAGCGUCAAGGAUGGAGUCCACCGGGGAAGCUUUACGGAUACAUGUGUCCUCAGCCACCAAAGAAGUGCUGGACGAGUUCGGCUACUUUGACCUCCAGCUCCGAGGGGACAUAGAAAUAAAGGGCAAAGGCACAAUGAGAACGUAUUGGCUUAUGGGGGAGAAGACAGAUGUCUAUGGUAUCUGAGUGCUGCUGAUGGAGCUGACGGAAAAGCUGAAUAGCCACCUCAGCAGGAGACCUGGGUUUGAAUUGUGUUCUAGGUUUAAAAGGAUGCGCCUAUUAGCGCUAUCCUUACGCGGAACAAUGCAUUACUCUUUAUGCCUUUUAAGGAAGGUCUAUUCAGGUAUGAUUUGUACCUGCUUUAACUGCAAAAAAACUGUAAAGCUGUUUUUAUGAUGAAGAAACUUCUUGUUUAUAGCUGGAACUUUUCCCAAAGUGAUUUUACUUAUUUUUGUGCAUUCUAUAUUCAGAUUUGUACGUGAUUUGGAAAUGUACUUGGUAUCUAUACAGCACAAACAUGGAAAAGUACAGUGUACUGAACAUUGUGCUGCUUUUUUCUGCCUGGUACUCCACAGUUAUUAUUUGUAUAUAUGUAUAUCCAAGACAAUGUAAGAUAUUUUGAUCAAUAAACAAAUGAAAACAUAA
This is a messenger RNA of Trichomycterus rosablanca, 3588 nucleotides long. RefSeq names its product natriuretic peptide receptor 2 (gene npr2). Gene Ontology annotation, biological process: receptor guanylyl cyclase signaling pathway; protein phosphorylation; intracellular signal transduction. The coding region runs from base 1 to 3129 and encodes 1042 amino acids. Lineage: Eukaryota; Metazoa; Chordata; Actinopteri; Siluriformes; Trichomycteridae. The transcript is spliced from 22 exons. Gene Ontology annotation, cellular component: plasma membrane. The record is from RefSeq and is a predicted model, not a curated record. Gene Ontology annotation, molecular function: adenylate cyclase activity; protein kinase activity; natriuretic peptide receptor activity.